Molecule: messenger RNA, 2225 nt
Organism: Zophobas morio
Lineage: Eukaryota; Metazoa; Arthropoda; Insecta; Coleoptera; Tenebrionidae
Exons: 14
Coding region: 336-2225 (629 amino acids)
Molecular function (GO): helicase activity
Source: RefSeq, a predicted model, not a curated record
CUAUCUCUUUAGCUAUUUCUUCUUAUAAUGUCUUUACAAAAAAAAACUUGGAGGCUAAAGUUCGUUUUUCUUUUACUGAUAAAGAUUUAAAUCUUUUAUUAAAAUCUUCACUGGAACCUUCACGCGGUCAACUAGUGCUCGUAGGAGAAACCAAUUUCUUUACACCGGGAGACUUGAAAUUAUUUCAAGUACAAAGAAAUCACGUUUUUGGAUAUAUUACAAGCUUAGAUGUUUUACAAAAAACCAUUGUAGUGGCUGUUAGUAAGGAUAAUUGGAAUUUAAAUCUUUUGGGUAGAAGUUCUUUAGAACUAGUUGUAUUAAACGCUUCCAUUACAAUGCCUGUACGUGUAUUCCAUGCGAUGGGGAAAAAGAAGCUUCCAUCUUUUAUAAAUGAACUUUUAACGGGCCAACAGCGUUCCCCAUCGCCGUCUGCAGUUCCAGUUGAGACACACAAAGCCAUACACUAUCCUUAUUUAGAAACCUUAAACAACUCGCAGAGGCAAGCUGUGGUAAAUGUUCUUCAGUCAGUGGUUGCCCCUUCACCGGAUUAUUCGGGCCUUCAACUUAUUAAAGGCCCUCCAGGAACUGGGAAGACCUCCACAAUUGCAGCUUUGUUAAAAUGUCUGCUGGUUACUGGAAAUAAGCGUAUUAUGGUGACGGCUCCCACUAAUUGUGCCGUUAGCGAACUUUUAAGGAAGCUAAUUUUUGCUAUCGACCAGCACCCUAAAGUUUCAUGUAAGCCGACAGACUUACUUCUUGUCGGUUUUGAAAAAAAAUAUAUAAAAGAGCACGGAGUGCAUUCUUUUUUACUGGAAAGUCGGUUAGAAGUUGUUGAAUUUAAUUUGAAUCAUUUGUCCCAGUUGAGUAAACCGCUUGAGCAUCUUUUAGAUGAAAAAGUGAUAAAUUCUUAUUAUAAUUUCUUUAAAAAGAAAUCAGUUAUUGAAGAAGAAAAUGCUAAAAUUUUGGAACCUGAGUUUAAAGUUGAACUUGAGAAAAUUUUUACCGAAAGUCCUUCAGACGAUCUUAAUUACUUCUGGGCUGAGUGCGUUUUAGAGCCAUAUUCAAAAUUAAUAAAAGAACUGGAAUCGAUUUGCUAUCAACUGCCCAAUUUUCGUCCAAAGAAUAAAGGAAAAGAAAAGUCACAAGCAAGCUUUAAUGAAGUUUUGGUACACUUACGGAAGAAGAGAGAUAUCCUUACGCAACACACUCUUACCCCGUCCGUGGCGAAAAGCUUACUUUCAGUUAUACAGGAAAUAAAAAGUUUAGAAAUUAGAGGACAGUUAAAGUCAUACUUAUUUAAUUCUGCUAAAAUUGUUUUCUCGACUGUUGCCGUAGCAGGGAGAGAUAUUUAUGAGUUUGGCCGUUUUUUUGAUAUCGCUGUCGUUGACGAGGCAACUCAACUUCCUGAGCCUCUAUUAUCUAUAAUAUUAUCUCAGCACCGCCUAAAAUGUCUGGUUUUAGUCGGAGACGAAAAGCAAUUACCGCCUCAUAUUUUUUCAACACAACUUAAAGAUCUCGGCUACAGUAGUUUAUUUCAGAGACUUAUCAAUCUUGGCCAUCCCCAUUCUCUUCUCGACGUACAGUACCGCAUGCAUCCCUUACUAAGCCGCUGGCCUUGCAAGAAAUUUUAUGAAGGCAAGAUCACAGAUGGCCCAAACGUUAUUUCUGAACUUUACUCGAGUGCGUCUUUACCUAAUUAUAGUAACAUCAUGGUUUUUAAUAUGGGAUAUACAAGCCCUGAAACGGCCGGCAAAGAACGAAGUUUUUAUAAUAAAGGAGAAAUUAAUUUGGUCAGAAAAAUAGUAAAAACACUAUGCCAUGCUAAAGCAAGCAAUAAGAAUAGUGUUAUAAAAACGAUCGGGAUUAUUUCUCCGUACCAGUUACAAGUAGACAAACUGAACGACUUGGUCAAUUACAAGACGGAAGAAGUUGGUGGUGACGUUUUAGUGCGCGUUAAUACAGUUGACGGUUUUCAGGGUCAAGAAUGUGAUGUUAUUAUAUUAACAACGGUUCGCUCUAAUAGAAAAAAAAAUAUUGGAUUUUUAGAAGAUGCAAAUAGACUCAACGUGGCUUUAACGAGGGGUAAGUACUUCUUGCUGGUCGUAUGCAGUUUGAAUACGCUUUCUAAGCAUGCUUUAUGGCAAAGUUUUUUUAGUUAUGUCGCCAAUUACGGGGAGCUUAUACCUCCUUCUGGAGUACAGAAAUUUAUGAAGCUUAAUAAAUAA